This is a messenger RNA of Trichoplax adhaerens, 480 nucleotides long. RefSeq lists its product as uncharacterized. The coding region runs from base 1 to 480 and encodes 159 amino acids. The transcript is spliced from 7 exons. NCBI's taxonomy places the organism in Eukaryota, Metazoa, Placozoa, Uniplacotomia, Trichoplacea, Trichoplacidae. The record is from RefSeq and is a predicted model, not a curated record.
AUGGCUCUAAUUCGAUAUUUUGCUCUUUUAUCUAUCUUGAUUGCGAUUGUAAUUGGUUGUCAGCCACCAGAUUGCAAAAAUGUAGACUGUGGAACCUGUGGUAACGCAUGCUGCACUCUAAUGUGGUCAUUCACACCUGGUAAAAGCGCAGCAGAUAAAAUUUAUCAACUAAUGGUUACAAAUUUCAUGAAAGGUGGAGCAGAUCAUCGUUAUAAAUUCGUUAAAGGAUCCAAUUUAACAACGUUUAAGAAUCCUGAAAAUGUCCAGUAUUUGCUACAGGCAAUACAUCGCACGAAAGUCCACAAGUACAAUGACACCCUCAACAUUGCGAUCUAUAAAAUGGAUAACUCAACAAGUGUUGCUAAAGGAUUUUCUAUCUCACAAAUUGCUGGUGCGUACUGUGAUCACGGUCAGAACUACAAAAAUUUAGUUGGAUUUGUGAAGGGCUUAGGUACGGAAUACAAUACAAACAGAGAAUAG